This is a messenger RNA of Xiphophorus hellerii (green swordtail), 6510 nucleotides long. Its product is annotated as voltage-dependent calcium channel gamma-6 subunit-like. Gene Ontology annotation, biological process: regulation of calcium ion transmembrane transport via high voltage-gated calcium channel. The transcript is spliced from 8 exons. Bases 2676 to 3539 code for a protein of 287 amino acids. The record is from RefSeq and is a predicted model, not a curated record. Gene Ontology annotation, molecular function: calcium channel regulator activity. Lineage: Eukaryota; Metazoa; Chordata; Actinopteri; Cyprinodontiformes; Poeciliidae. Gene Ontology annotation, cellular component: L-type voltage-gated calcium channel complex; membrane.
AAGUUAUCUUUAAUCAAUUGUAAUUAAUUUGUAGAAAUCAUUUUUCACCAUGGCAUUAAGGUGUUUUUUUUUGUCAUUUUAUUUUGUUCAAAAAGCUACAUUUUACUGAUUAUAUUUGAUUUGUGGAAACAAUAAAAACGUGUAACAUUCAAGGAGGUGAGUAAUUUUUAUAGGCAAUAUAACUGUGACUUCUGUGCACCAUCACACACAUACUAUUGCAUAUGUAACAGGAUAAUAACUGCAGUGAUUAGAAAUAAUCUAACCAAAGACAUUAAUGUUAAGUGAUGAGUCAAAUAAUAAUAAUAUUAAUAAUCUGUUCAUACCAAAAGGAUAUAACAUUUGUAAGAGAUCUACUGUAUGUUACAGUGUAGGCAUUCCACAGUUCUGUAUGAGCACAGAAUAAACAAAAUGUCUGAAUAAUCUGAGUCAUGCAAGAGGAUUUAUGCAACACUAAACGUUUCAAACAUACAUAUUCAAAACUUUUCACAAACUUGUGUUUAUCAGCUUUACAGUGUGAUUUGCAUUUUCUUUCCUGUCCACUGAAAUAACACAACUAUAAAGUUUACAGAUGGCACUACUUAUCCCUGGGGAACAGGGAUGAGUCCUGGUGGAGCAGCUGGCCAGGUGGAGCAGAGACAACAAUCUGGCCCUUAACACACAAAAAUCUAAGCAACUAGUUAUGGAUUGCAGGAGGAACAAAACUAGCUAUUCGUUCACUCAUCACAGAUGUGGAUUGUGUGAAGAAGUUCUCAACCUUUCGGUUUGUGGAUGUUCAGGUAAAGGACGAUCUGGGUGUCAACAACACACAUUUAACAAAAAAAGCCCUGGAGGAGACCUCACUUUCUGAGACUCCACAGAUUUUUAUGUUGCAUGUAGUAGAAUAUAUACUUUAAUCUCACUGUUAUUAAAAUAAGUAUGACAAUGAUGUAUUCCACUGGCAUCCCAGUCCCUAUCCAUCAUAAGUACCAAACGGAAGGUAGAAGUUAUUUUCACAAAAUGUCAUGACAGUAAUAAACAAGCUAAUAUAUUUUCCAAUUAAUUGUGGACUGAGCAUUCAGAAUAACUAAAACCCACUCAUUUAAUAACUUUCCUGCUGCAUUUAAUUUGUCUGCUCAGGCUUAGAGGGAAGGGAGGCAACUCUCUGCAUGACUUGUCUCCCUGCCCUUCAUUUUUGAGUUAUCCUCUUUUCUCACACUUUUCCUUUUUUAUCCUUAUUUUCUACCCCUCACAUUGAGUCCUCCAUCUUUGUGUGCCUGACCUUCUUGCAUGCACUUGCACCACCUAAUCACAAUGCCAGGCAUAUCUGACUGCAGUGUUUUCUUUUCUUCUCAGACAACAGGAGGACAAGACACUCAGAUGCACCCUAAAAAGAUGGAAGACUUAGUAAAUCUUCAAACCAAAAAGCAAAGCAAGACGGUUAAUGAUUUUUUUUUCCUAUAAAUGAUCAGUUAACAUCUGUUAUAGGCAAAAUUUGGGGAUUUUGGUUAUUCGCCUAUGCAAUGUAAAAUGACAAUGACAGAAUCCUUUUUUGCUGACAAUUUUGUUCAAGAAAUGUCAGCAUGCUAGUUCGCAGUAACCAGUCUUGCUUCAGGAAAAUGUUAAACAAAUAUGUUUGAAAGUGUUUGAUUUGAAAAAUUAUAGAAUUUCAAUAGGAUUAGAUCUUUCUUUUGAAGGUCCAAGUAAGCUACAAGAGUAAACAUUCUUCAUUUUUUCCAUUGCAAGAGAAAUGUGGUGUUGAAAUAAUGAGUUUAUAUAAUUGUGUCUGACAUUUCUUACUGGCAAAACGAUCUAGAAAAGAUUCGUACCUGGCUAUGGGCAGAAAUCCGGUAUAAAGCAACCCUAAAUCUGAUCAUUCUCCAAGUGUAUACUUUACAGAUCAGCAUUUACACAUCUUGGUGCCCCUUGUAGCAAGCUUGACAGAGUGCUUGUGCCUGUGUCAGCAGGCAGAGGAGUAUCAGGUUUUCACUGUCUGGUGAAACUGAUUUCUUCACCCCGACACCGGACCAUGUGAGCCCACCAACAUCCCACCGGCUGUGAUACUUGUCUUCGAGGUGUUGACUCUACUAUUGCCUCUUCAAUCACCAGGAUGGUGGUGGGAGCUGCAGACAUGAGACCAUCAGCCAGGGUUGAGCUGACACAACCCCCCUGCUGCAGGCCUUUUUCCCUCAGCUCGGCUUUAUAGUCAUUAACAGCCCACCAACCUAUCCUGCUUCAGACAUAACACCAAGCUACUUUGACCUCCACCCCUUUCCCACCCUCUGUCACUCCCUCUCCUCGCCUCACCUCGCCCCACCUCGCCCUCCGUCACUCCGAGCAGAACCACACACACAAAAAGCAGGUCAGCAAACAGCCUUUCUGCCUUUUGCACUCCACUGGUAUUCAAGUACCAGAAACACUCCUAAAAACUCCUUUGUAGUCUGUUUUUGGAUUUUAUUUGUUAUCAUGAAAUACCUCAAACUCAUCUUUUCUGAACCUUUUGUAUUAUAAGACUCGAUGUUAUGUGUCAGAUACACCUGUAGAGAGGGAUUCUUACCCCCAAUUUUUUCAUUUCCUGGACAAUCACAAAUUGAGAGUAAACAAUCCAUUUCUAUUUUUAUCCCUCAAAAACUACUAAUCAAUUCAACCACCCAACGGACUGAGAUUUAUAGCUGGGGCUGCACUCUGUUUUAAACAAGAUGUGGUCAACUUUUUUUCUGACUGAUGAGGAGGGCCGCACCGUGGUCCCGGGAACAGCAGGAGCAGGUGGAAUGGCUGCACCAGGAGGACCAGCACAGGGAGCAGGGGGCCUGGCCAGUUUAAUGGGUGGACGCACCACCUUUGGUGGGAGCAAAAGACGCAGGACAACUUCAGCUGGACAUGCCAUGAGUGAAGCCCAGGAGGGAAAGAUCAAGCUGGCAUUUUUUGUGGCCAUAGUUGGUGUCGUCCUGACAGUCCUUGGAGUCGGGACAGAGUUCUGGGUGGAACUGGCGCCACCAAAGAAUUUUUAUAACAAUCAGACAUGCCUGACAGCUCACUAUGGUCUGUGGAAGGGCUGCACUAAGACCCUGUGGGUGUCUGAUAUCGACCCAGAACGUGAGAGCUGUGGACCUGCAGAGCUGCCUGGAGAAUCCAACUGCACCUACUUCAAAUUUUUCACCACGGGGGAAAAUACUGUCAUGUUUCAGAAGACAACACACAAGAAUUUGAAUGUGGCUACAGCAAUGUUGGCCCUUUUCAGCCUUUUCCUGAUGGUGAUGGGGGCCAUCUGCAUCACCAUGGCUCUGAGUAAGGAGAUUCUCUUCUUUCUGAAGCCAGCAUCCAUAUGUUUUAUCCUGUCAGGUGUUCUGGUGCUCAUGUCUCUCUUGGCUUUCCACCAGUCUGUCCUAUCUUUUUUGGCCAGUGACCACACGGUUCCUCUCCAUCAUGAGCUCUCCUGGUCCGUGUCGUGUAUCGGCUGUGCAGGCGCUGUUCUCAUUGUGGGUGGAAUCCUCUUCCUGCUGCUGGCGCUGCCCUGUAGCCCUUGGAAGAGGUGUCUCCCUCAUAAGGAAGGCAGCAGUUAGUGGCUUUUAGGUGAAGAUUUCUGCACUUUACCUGCCGAAAGGAAGGAGGAGUGGAAAGGUGAGGAUGUUUCCCUCACACAUCCAAUCAAAAAUAUCACUUUCUCUGUUUACUACAGAAUUGAAACAGUAGAGAUUUUUUAGAUAUUUAGUAUUUAGGAAAAAAUAGCAGGGACUAUUUUCAUUUUAAAAGAUGAAUUUAUGGGGUUUUGAGUUAAGGUCACACAUAUCUAGUGGAUGCAUCAAACACCUACUGAAUAUCAGUAUACUAGCUGACAUUGAUAUUCAAUUUCCUUCAAGGUCUGACCUGCUGAUUCAAACAUUCUUCCUAAUACAAACUAAUUUGUGUAAACUCUGUUUCAUAAGUUAACUUACUACUGAGACUUUUAGGUCAAUCAAAUUCAUUUUAAAUAUUGUUUACAAACUACCAUGGUAAUAUUUUGUUGCUUAAUAGAUGUUUAAUACCUUUACCUUUACAAUCCCAAAUUCUGUGUACAUUAUUUUGAGACAUCACAGAGGUCCUCUAAAUACAGAACAGAGUAUUGCUAAGUCUGACUAAUGCAAACAAAGUACAACUACUUGCGCAUUUUGUUUUUAUUAUCUAUGGCUGCAGCAAAACCCUUGAUAGGUUGCCACAUAAGUUGGGGGGAAAAAACCAUUGGAAAAUAAUUUGUGAUGAGAAUCAGAAUAGACUGGAAUGACAUGCAAAACUGCCGCAUCAUUGUGACAGCUGUCAACAAUGACACAAUGGCUCCAGUCAAACAAGUUAGACCCGCCAUGCCUGCGCAUGAAACAUGAUCCCAGGGAUAAUACAACAACAAACGAAACAAACAUUUAAAGGGCAGCUAACAAUUAAUUUCUGCACAAAUCACUAAAUUAGGCCUUACACACUCUUUACUGUGUAGAGUACUUACUGUAUUGCUUCAUGUCUAUUGCAUAGCUAGUUGAGGUAAUAGCCUCACAAUAUGACAUAUAUGAGUAGCAAACAUGUUGACAAAACAAUCAAAUAACUAACUUUAUGUAAGAAUAUAAAUAGUUUUGCACCAGGUUGAGUUGUCAAGAUGACUGUUUAAUUGGAAAGUUAUUGGAAAGGAAAUGUACAUCUUGCCAGUUGUUUGAAUUUUAUCUCUAAAAUAACUUAGAGUGGUAAUCAGAGGCAAAUUAAUUGUUGUAUUCCACAUCAUUAAAUUUAUAUUCAUAACUACAUCAUUUGGAAUAAGAUUCUGUCAGUAAAGCAGAUAAUUUGCUAUUUGGAUAAAGAGCAUAUUAAUUUGCACUAGAGGAUAGAAUAUGAAUAUAGUGACCUUUCUGACUAGAUUUGUGUGGGAAACAUUUGAAUAUUGUCUUAUAAACCUACAAAGUUUGGAGGAAAUGCACUGUUGCAUUUGUUACUUACCAAUAAAUGGCAUCUGGAAAUUUGACAAUCUCUUAGACUUCAUGUUUCUGAUUAUAUAUUUAAAUUAAAAACCUAUAAUAAGGCGAAUUUAAAUUCACAGAAAUAUCAGUCACUGGUUUUAAAGUUUUUAAAUUCCUCAAAGUUUUACAUAAGUUGUAUUCAACUACAAUGUUUUUUCUUCUAAAUGUGCCAAUAUUGAAAAUGCGUUCUAUGAAAAUAUUUGGCUUUGCCAGCUAUGUUGAUUUGAGUGCAUUCAUUUGAACUUUUCUGUUUUUCUUCUUGUUUCUGGUCUUGUCACUUGACAAAUCCUGAUAAAUGACAGCAUCAAUAUGAACAAAAGCUUUCCUUAUGAAACAAACAGUACAUUGACCUCCAAACUGUGAACCUCAGUUAGAAAACUUUUUUUUUUUUCAAAUGAUGCGAGAAAAAAAUGUUUUGUUUGUACUUCCUAACUUUUGCUGUGUUACCUUUUGUUUUUGUAUAUUUGAUGUUUGGUUGAUGAUUAGAAGAGCAAAGAUCAUUAAUAACUAAUAAAACUACUGAUAGAUGACUUCAACAUUGAUCAUCCAUAAGGUUGAUACUCUUCUUACAUGUCUUACUUAAAAAAGCUGUUAUACAUUAAAGAAUUACAGUGCCUGUCUAUCAAAACAAAUAAAUUAAUUUCUAGGAAUCUAAUAAACACAAUGCAUUCAGCACAACGUCCACAUCUUGUACCAUGACAAACAUUUUAUUUAGACAAUGCUUUGAAAAAGAUUUGAAUGUUUUGGCAUUUAUAACACCCUUAUGCUGAAUAUAAUUACAUUGUUCACAUUUGUAUGCCUUGAAUACCUGUCUAGUUUGCAGUCUUUAGAUUUUUUGUCAUAGAGCCCUGUUGUCGCAGUGCAGUGGAUAUAAUCAAAGCAAAGAAAAUAUUAGUGAAAAUGUUAGCCCUCUUUCUCAUUCAAAGGAGGAUCCAAAUUUGUUCUUUUAUUGCUUUAUGUGACUAACCAAAACAGACAUUGAGUCCAUGAAGAUACUUCCAAAGUAAUAUCACUGUCGGUUCUCAAUAAUGUUGUACAAUGGAUACUAUUAAAUGCUACACCAGGUUCAGGAUUUCCUUUUAAUUUGCAUGAGGCCUUAGUAAAAAUCAUUUAUACCUAUAUUUUCUUCUUUUAUAAUUUCAAGAUAUAAACUUUUUAGUUUUUGACUUAGAUGUAGACACUGUUUGAACUUUUUCAUUUUGAAGUUAUGAACUAGCAAAGAACGCUCUCCUUGGUGUACUAACGCUUGAUAUCUGUCUUAUAGCUUUCUAUUAGUCAAGUUAUGCAUUUUUGUUAACCAAAAGAACAAGUGCACCCAUUUUAAAAUGAAAAGUUGGAUUAUUACAAUAGAAAACAUUGUUAGAUGGUGAAAAUGUGGAAGUUGUGAGAUGUUACCAUGUUUUUUUUAUUAAGCUUUUUCGUUUUCUGAUGAUUUAUGUUAGCACUCAUAAUUCUCAAUGCCUGGAUGGAGCGAGCAAAAUCUCUGCACCUUUUUUGAUUUGAAUCAAUUGAGUAUGAAUGAGUUCAUUUUAUUAUUAAACAUGACAUGAAUAAUUAA